Messenger RNA from Pollicipes pollicipes, 2475 nucleotides. Its product is annotated as protein ERGIC-53. Gene Ontology annotation, molecular function: D-mannose binding. Gene Ontology annotation, cellular component: endoplasmic reticulum membrane; COPII-coated ER to Golgi transport vesicle; Golgi membrane. The coding region runs from base 7 to 1563 and encodes 518 amino acids. Lineage: Eukaryota; Metazoa; Arthropoda; Thecostraca; Pollicipedomorpha; Pollicipedidae. Gene Ontology annotation, biological process: endoplasmic reticulum to Golgi vesicle-mediated transport. The transcript has 8 exons. The record is from RefSeq and is a predicted model, not a curated record.
CACAUCAUGCCUACUCGGCUGAUUUCGGCCUUUGCUGUUAACAUGGACACGUUCAAUAUGUUUGUCCUACUUUUGACCAUUUCUGCUGUUUUCUCCGUAAAAGGGGAUGCGGUCCACAGAAGAUUUGAAUAUAAGUAUGGGUUCAAACCCCCAUACCUUGCCCAAAAGGAUGGGACUGUUCCAUUUUGGGAGCACAAAGGAAAUACCAUUGCCAGCCCAGACAAUGUGAGGGUGACGCCUUCUCUGAAGAGCCAAAAGGGAAUGAUCUGGAACAAGAACCAAGUCACCUUCAAGUGGUGGGAGGUCGAGAUGUGGUUCCGUAUCACGGGCCGGGGUCGCAUCGGUGCUGACGGCCUGGCGAUGUGGUACACCACCGAGCGGAUGGUGGACGGUCCCGUGUUCGGCUCCAAGGAUAAGUGGAACGGACUGGGCGUCUUCUUUGACUCGUUCGACAACGACAACAAGCGCAACAAUCCCUAUGUGUCGGCCAUUGUCAACGACGGUACACAGGUCUAUGACCACGAACGCGACGGCCAGGGCCAGAUCAUCGGCGGCUGCCUGCGCGACUUCCGCAACAAGCCGCACCCGGUGCGCGUGCGGGUCACCUACCUCAACAGCGUGCUCACCCUGGAGAUGCACAACGGCAUCACCAACAGCGACAAGGACUACGAGCUGUGCUUCCGCGCCGAGAACGUGUACCUGCCCGAGAACGGCUUCUUCGGCCUGUCGGCGGCCACCGGCGGCCUGGCCGACGACCACGACGUGAUCAAGUUCCUCACCACGUCGCUGGCGACCAACCCGCAGGACAUCAAGGACGAGCGCAUCAGCGAGCAGGAGCGACAGCGGCUCAAGAAGGAGUUUGACGAUUACCAGCAGAAGACGGAGCAGGCCAAGGCUGACUACCAGCGCCAGCACCCGGACGCCAAGAAGGACGACGAGUACGAUGACGAGUUUGACCCGGAGACGUCGCGCGAGCUGCGUCAGAUCUUCGACGGCCAGAGCCAGAUUUACGAGACGAUCCGCGAGAUGCACCGCAAGAUGGACGAGAUCAUCGGCCGCCAGGAGCGCACGCUGAGCGCGCUGAGCCAGCGGCCGGCCGGCCAGCCGGCGCCGGCCGGUCAGCCCCAGCAGGCGGCGCUGCCGGCCGCUGACUCCAUCCGGCGGCAUGAGGUGGACGCCGUGCUGAACAACCAGCGCGAGAUUGUGCAGGCGGCCCGUGAGAUCAAGAACUUUGUGGGGGAGAUCAACCAGCGGUCACACACGAUCCUGCAGAACCAGCAGAAGCCGGUGGGCACGGUGCAGCAGGCGGGUGGCGCCGGCGGCGCAUUCGAGCAACAGAAGGUGAUGAACGAGCUGCGGGACGGCCUGAACAUGGUGAAACGCGACAUGAGUAUCACGGCACAGCGACUGCAGCAGCAGCCGCCGCCGGCUUGUCCCUCCGGCGCCGGCGGCUGCGUCAGCGUCGGCGUGUUCGUCGGCGUCGUGCUCGUUCAGCUGGUGGUUAUGCUGGGCUUCCUGACGUAUAGGGACAAUAAGCAAGCGGCGGCAAAGAAAUUCUACUAGAAACUGCGACCGUCUCGGCCGCCCGACUUCCAGCGUAUGGGUCUAUUUUUCUACGAGGUCCGCUUGUGUUUUGUUCCCAUCCGCCGGGGAGGCCAGAGCGGCCCGCCGGCCGGUCUGUGCCCCCACUUCCAGCUCCCAGCCCCUCUCUCGUCUCCCAGUUACCGAACCGCCAGGCUUGCCUUGCUCUCGCCGGACCAAUGUGCAAUGCGUCUCCCGCUGACUGGAGCGGGACGUGUGCCCGGCGCCUGGCCGGCCGCCGCUAGCCGGGCCUGCGAGCUGGCUGCGGCCUGACCGCGCUCCCGGGCUGGCGGCGGCCACCCGCCCCGCGUGAUAGCUCUCCACUGGCCCCGCACACCGUUCAUUCCACCCGGCUCUCCGCGGUCGGCAGAGCCCGCUAGGACGCCGUUCGCGAGGCGCUGUCGUCUUACCCGUCGCGGUCUGCGCCCGCUGUCCUGCUGGAAGUGCAGCGGGCAGGGUGCAGCCCCUGGCCGGCGCGGUCCCGGUCGGCGUAGCCCCUGGCCAGCGCAGUCCCUGACAGGCGCAGUCCCUGGCCGGCGCAGUCCCUGGCCUGCGCGGUCCCUCGCCGACGCGGCCCCUGGCCGGUGCCGGCUACUGGCGAUGGAUUGUCGGCCGGGCGGCCAGCGGGCCACCGCAGCUUCCACUGCUGUUUUUAUUCAUGCUGUCGCGGGUGCCACUUUGGUAAUUUUUACACGUCGGGGAUAUCAGGAUUCAGGGUUUGUCAUGCCGUAUGAUCGGAGUGCGGGCUGUUCGUUGCGCUGCGGCAAUCAGAGUGUUUAUUUUAGCGUUACGGAAUGGUGGACAUGCGCUCGCGAAAAUGGAUUUCUGGAUCGAUACUGCAUGCCCUUUUUGGAAGUAAGUGUUGGAUGUUGUUAAUAAAGGUUUCAUAGAUCA